GAGAUGCUUGAAGAUCUGAUGACGUACCUGGCGUUUGGGGCUGCAAUGGCUGUCUUGUUUGUUGAGGCAUGGCCGUGGAUAUACUACGCUUUCGCUUUCCGCCAGGGGCUUCGGGGUUAUCCAUUUCGGAUGCAACGUUGGGAUUUGGAAUAUGAUAGAUCCUUGAGCGGUUGAGCCUCCUCCCUCCUUUCUUAUAUGAAGAAGGCCUUUGAUAUGCAGCGGCGCGGAGCGGGGAGGGAACGGCGGCGGAAUCGCAAUUUGCUGGCCACGUAGGCGGGAUGUCGGGGGCGGACUUGUGUGAAAUGAAAUGUUCACUGGAUUCUCUCGAUCUCUAGGUAUAUUUUCAACUGCGUAGGGUCGGUCUCGAACAUUCGGAGAGGCAUCGCAUUCAGCAGCGCACACAAGAAAGACGAGUUCCGCUGGAAGUCCCGCUCCUCCCAAAACUUCCCGCUUAGGGUUAGCGGCGGCCCAAGCUCCGCCGGACGACCAGGUGGAACAACCUGUAUCAAAGUUAAUCCCAGAUAACCUACUCGCCGAAGCCCAAACCCCGCGAUUCGAAAGCACAAAGUGCAAUUACAACAUUGCACAAAUCAGUCAAUGUCCGAACAUCAGGGCUCCCAGUCUCGCGGUGGACGCGGUGGUGGACGUGGAGGCGGGCGUGGAGGUGAACACAGAGGUGGGCGCGGCGGAGGUGGAGGGCGCGGCGGGCACAAUUCACAACAGCAGGAACGGCCAAAGAAGGAGAACAUUCUCGAUUUAAGCAAAUAUAUGGAUAAGAGGAUUACGGUGAAGUUCAAUGGUGGUAGAGAAGUUACUGGCGCAUUAAAGGGUUACGACGCGUUGAUGAACUUGGUCCUGGACGAUGUGCAGGAAGUCUUACGAGAUGAUGACGGAAACGAGACUACGCGAUCAUUGGGAUUGGUGGUGGCAAGAGGAACACUUCUGGUGCUAGUCAGCCCAGUAGAUGGGAGCGAGUCGAUCGCCAACCCAUUCGUACAGCAGGAGGAAUAAGAAUCUCGCGCCUGACUGGAUAGAACUGUGGCGUCCCGAACUACAAAAAUCGGAUAGGGAUGUGGCCAAGCUACCUGAAGAGGCUUUAGGUUAUUUUGCAAAGGCCACAGUCUUGAAGCACUGUCGUGUGCUAGGCAAGAGUUCUCAGCACCUGCCAUUCGGCCCUCGAUCUGCCACCACGAAGGCUCAUCAACAGUGUGUAGACAGCAUGUAGACAAAAUAUGAGCUAUAUGGACCGAUGUGGCUUCACCAAAUUCCGAAGUGUCUUGCUGCUACUUGUUGUAAGCCUCGAGUUUGGCUAGUAGUCCUUUUAUUGUAAAGUAUUAAAUUACACUAUGAUGGCUCGGUGUUGGUGGAUUCCUUCUUUGCCUUGCUUCUCUCCAGUCCCUCUCGUCUUAACCUCUCCCUCCUUACCUCCUUAUCCUCCCAAUCCCCGCCAUCUUCACCUCGCUUCUUUUUCAGCCCAUCUCCUGAGCUUCCCGCCUGAACACCUUCUUGCAAAGCCUUCC
Molecule: messenger RNA, 1520 nt
Organism: Pseudogymnoascus verrucosus
Lineage: Eukaryota; Fungi; Ascomycota; Leotiomycetes; Thelebolales; Thelebolaceae
Gene: LSM7
Product: Sm-like protein lsm7
Exons: 3
Coding region: 598-1011 (137 amino acids)
Biological process (GO): nuclear-transcribed mRNA catabolic process; mRNA splicing, via spliceosome
Cellular component (GO): U2-type prespliceosome; catalytic step 2 spliceosome; U12-type spliceosomal complex
Molecular function (GO): RNA binding
Source: RefSeq, a predicted model, not a curated record